Misgurnus anguillicaudatus (oriental weatherfish) is the source of this 3265-nucleotide messenger RNA. The record is from RefSeq and is a predicted model, not a curated record. Lineage: Eukaryota; Metazoa; Chordata; Actinopteri; Cypriniformes; Cobitidae.
UGGCAUAAUAAUUAGCUUUUAUUUCAGCACCACCAUUUUGUCCAGUGAGUAACUAGAUUUUCAAAAAAAAAGGAGUCUCCACCUGUGUCCGGAUCCCUCUUGGGGACAGGGAGGAAACUACUCUUUUGAAUCUGAUAUUACGAUUAUUUUUGCCUUCCCCGCAAUAUUCAAAAGUUGUGCUCUGAAUGUCCUAUCAAAAUAUACUAUUAUAAACAAAGAAGAGAGAAUAAAAACAAAAAUAAAAGAAAACCAGUCUAAUGAAGAGAAUAUAAGUGUAUAGCAUGAUCCCCAAUUGAAAGUGAAGUUAAUUGCAAGAAGCAAAAUUAUUAUUAUUAUUAUUAUUAUUAGAAAAAUAUGUACUUUUUCGAAUACAUGUAUAUUUUUAUAUUCUAUCUUGCUAUUUAAAUAUUAAUAAUAUUUUACUUUUUUGUAAAAAAUAGCAUGCCUAAAAAUUAUUUAGAGAGAUUAUUUUCAAGGUAAAUCUUGAAUCCAUUACCAUUGUACCCGCAACCACAAAGGGCUGGUUUCCUUUAAGAAGCAGCAAACCAUCUAUUGGAGGAGUGAGAGCUUAGCUCUGUACCAAUCAUAGUUUAGAAUGUACAUGGGGAUCCACUCCCUCCCCCAUCCAGAAGAGGAGUACAAUGAAGAGAGCGGCAGUGCUAACCGAACGACGGUUUAUGGAGCUCAUUUUUUAACCAAAAGGAGGAUGCGUCGGGUAGACAUAAAUAUUUGAAAAUGACGAAUAAUAAUUUGUUGUUCUGUGAACAUAAGAUAAAGAGUGCUUAAUGGGAAGAAUUGACCCAUCAGCGAAAUGAGACACGGGAGGAUCGGACGGUGGAAACAGGCAGCGCUUUGGCUGUUUGAUUUCUGUCUAUUGUGGAUUACGGUUGGAGCUCAGAUUCGCUACACAAUACCCGAGGAGUUAAAGGAAGGAUCUGUAGUUGGAAACAUCGCUAAGGAUCUUGGUUUUGACAUUGCAGAUAUCGCCGAGCGUAAGUUGCGGAUAGCAUCCGAGACAAAUAAACAGUAUUUUGCUGUAGAUUCAGGGAAGGGUGAACUGGUAGUUAAUGGCAGAAUAGAUAGAGAGACGCUCUGUGGACAAAGCGUCAGUUGUUUAAUGUCGCUGCAGAUCGUUAUUGAGAAUCCAUUACAAUUGCAUAAGGUAGAGAUAGAAAUACAAGACAUAAAUGACAACGCACCAAACUUCCAAACAAAAGAUGGCACAUUAGAAAUACCUGAAUUGAUAGCUCCAGGCGCACGAUUUACUCUUGAAAGUGCUGAAGAUCAAGAUGUUGGUAGCAAUAGCUUGAAGUCCUACAUAUUAAACAACAACGAUUUUUUUCGUCUGAACGUAAAAACUCUUAAAAAUGGAAGAAAGGUACCAGAACUUGUGGUUGAAAAACCUCUAGACAGAGAGAAACAAUCUAUACAUAAGCUUAUAUUAACAGCAUUAGAUGGUGGCAAUCCAGUCAAAUCAAGCACGUGUGCUUUGCAGGUUAUUGUUCAAGAUAUAAAUGACAACGAACCAAAAUUUGAGGUUACUGCAUACAAAGCAUCUAUUCUGGAAAGCGCCCUUGUUGGCUCAAGUGUGAUACAAAUAAAAGCGACUGACUUGGAUGAAGGUCUUAAUGGUGAAAUACAAUAUUUGUUUUGUGCGCACACGCCUGAAACCGUAAGAACCGCUUUUAUUGUGAACGCAGAUACGGGCGAAAUAACAGUAAAUGCAAACCUAGAUUAUGAAGCAAUACAUACAUAUACAUUUGAUGUCUGUGCUAAAGACAAAGGGAAUCCAGAGCUAAAGGGACAGUCGUCGGUUCAAAUUGAUAUCAUAGAUGAGAAUGACCAUCCUCCAGAAAUUCUAUUGACAUCUUUACCUAACCCUGUGCCUGAAAACGCCACAAUUGGCACUGUAGUAGCUCUGAUUAACGUUAAAGAUUUGGACUCCGGUGAAAAUGGAAAAAUUAACCUAUUUAUCUCUCCCGGUGCGCCUUUUAAAUUGAAACCAUCUUUUGAUAACCAUUAUUCAUUAAUUACUGAAACUUUUUUAGACCGUGAGGUUUAUUCUGAAUAUAACGUUGAAAUAGAAGCCACAGACUCCGGUGUACCACCCUUAAAAUCUGUGGCGACUGUAAAUGUUAAAGUACUUGAUGUAAACGACAAUCCCCCACUAUUCUCACAGUCUUCGUAUAACAUUUAUGUAAAAGAAAAUAACCAGGCAGGUGUUUCAUUGUUUUCUGUAACUGCUACUGAUAUUGACCAAGAUAAGAACGCUAUAGUGACGUAUUCAAUAAGGGAUUUAAAUUCAAAUCACGUGCCAGCAUCAUCUUAUUUUUAUAUUAAUUCCGAGAAUGGAACUAUCUACAGCAUGAGCUCAUUUGAUUAUGAAAAGGUCAAAUUGUUUAGUGUUGUAGUGCAGGCUAAAGAUCAUGGGUCCCCCUCUCUCAGCAGUAACGCAACGGUUCAUGUGUUUAUUCUGGACCACAACGAUAAUGCACCAGCCGUCAUUUAUCCCUCCACAGUAACGGGGUCUGUAUCCCAUCAGAGGAUGCCCCGUUCUGCUAAAGCAGGACAUCUUGUUACUAAGGUAACAGCAGUGGACGCUGACUCGGGCCAUAACGCCUGGAUUUUCUACAGGCUCGCGGAGGCUACAGACGCGUCUCUGUUUAAUGUGAAUUUACAUACAGGAGAGGUGAGGACUAAACGCUCUGUUUCAGAGCAGGAUGACUCCUCUCAGAGACUGGUAAUUGAGAUAAAGGAUAACGGAGAGCCAAUCCAGUCCACCACUGUUACUGUGGAUAUUAUACUAGAGGACGGGUUUCAUGAGCCCAUUUCCGACAAACGUAAAAUCAGAUCGGAAGUCGACAAGAAAACCGGCAAAAUCACAUUAUAUCUGAUCAUCUCUUUGGCUUCUGUAUCUUUGUUGUGUCUGAUGACAUUUUUUAUCUUACUGGUAAAAUGUGCACGAGGUAGUAGUGGCAGCUCAAGCUGCUGUAUUAGGAGAACAAAUUCUGGAUAUUCGAAUCCCAACAGAAACCUUCAGAUCCAGCUCAACACUGACGGACCAAUUAAGUAUGUAGAGGUUCUGGGAGGUGACAUGAUGUCUCAAAGUCAGUCUUUUGGAUCCUAUCUCUCCCCAAUGUCAGAAUUCAGUGAUUUUACCCUCGUUAAGACCAACAGCACUGCAAACUUUACAGACACGCUUAACGUGCUUGAUGCGUCAUUACCAGACAGCGCGUGGACGUUCGAGAGUCAACAGGUGAGAUAA